AUGCAGUGUACAUCCGGCGACUACCACCUGGACUGGUUUGCGAAGCGCUUGCGCAGCUUGUUGUACCUAGGAAUCUUCUUUUACCUCACCAUUCUGGAGGCUCGUGGAACCAGACGAAGUUCUUUUGAAAUCUUACCAACAGUCCCCAAGAACGAAGAGAUGAUUGAGUAA
Parastagonospora nodorum SN15 is the source of this 171-nucleotide messenger RNA. RefSeq lists its product as hypothetical. NCBI's taxonomy places the organism in Eukaryota, Fungi, Ascomycota, Dothideomycetes, Pleosporales, Phaeosphaeriaceae. The record is from RefSeq and is a predicted model, not a curated record. Bases 1 to 171 code for a protein of 56 amino acids. The transcript is spliced from 2 exons.